Cucurbita maxima (winter squash) is the source of this 1952-nucleotide messenger RNA. RefSeq names its product flowering locus K homology domain-like. Gene Ontology annotation, biological process: regulation of gene expression. Gene Ontology annotation, cellular component: cytoplasm; nucleus. The record is from RefSeq and is a predicted model, not a curated record. NCBI's taxonomy places the organism in Eukaryota, Viridiplantae, Streptophyta, Magnoliopsida, Cucurbitales, Cucurbitaceae. Gene Ontology annotation, molecular function: mRNA binding. The transcript is spliced from 7 exons. The coding region runs from base 187 to 1647 and encodes 486 amino acids.
CUCUCUACCAUUGUGGCCGCACGCCUCCUCUCUCUCUCUCCAUCUCUCUCUCUCUUCCUCGCCAAAUCUCUAAAACCCUAGAAGGCCACAUUCGAGGUUCCAGAUUUUCCAGUUCGAAUUACUCCGUUCUCUCAUACUUUUUGUACCUCGCUUCGAUUCUUCAGUAGCUUAAUCUGUAAGUAACACAUGGCUGACGUGGAACAGAGCUACACGCAUGUCGACGAUAAUGAAGUUGAUGAGACUGCACAAAUAUAUGAGAACGCACAAAUAUAUGAGAAUGCUCAGGUACAGGACAAUACACUAGAACAGGAGAGUACAGAGGAGCCAGAAAACUUGCACGGACUUGAGAAUGAACAUGUACCAGAAACCUUAGAGUUGGAGCCAAAAGAGGUGCAUAAUGAGGAUACUCUGGCUGUUGUUGGUGAGAAGAAGUGGCCUGGAUGGCCAGGAGAGAGUGUUUUUCGAAUGUUGGUUCCUGCUCAAAAGGUUGGUAGUAUAAUUGGUCGCAAAGGUGAGUUCAUCAAGAAAAUAGUCGAGGAAACGAGAGCUCGGAUUAAAAUUCUUGAUGGUCCUCCUGGAACAGCGGAAAGAGCAGUAAUGGUGUCUGCGAAGGAGGAACCCGAUUCUGAUUUUCCUCCUGCGGUGGAUGGACUUCUGAGGGUUCAUAAACGUAUUGUUGAUGGUCUGGAGGGUGAUAAUGCUAAUGCUCCUAACAUGGGAGGCAAAGUCUCAACGAGACUGCUAGUUGCAGCUUCACAAGCAGGAAGUUUAAUCGGGAAGCAGGGAGGGACCGUUAAAUCCAUUCAAGAAGAGUCAAAUUGUAUAGUUAGAGUUCUUGGAUCAGAAGAUUUGCCUGUUUUUGCUCUCCAAGACGAUAGAGUUGUUGAAGUACUAGGCGAUCCAGCUGGUGUGCACAAAGCCGUGGAACUCAUUGCUUCUCAUCUGAGAAAGUUUCUGGUUGACCGAAGCAUUAUCCCAGUUUUUGAAAUGAAUAUGCAGAUGACAAAUCAACAGAUGGAGCACAUGCCACCACCACACCAAUCUUGGGGCCCACCUCAAGGAAUGCCACCAAAUGCUGGGGGUGGUCCUGGCUUCGGACCGAAUCCUCCAUACAUGCCACCACCUCGUCAAUUUGACAAUUAUUAUCCACCUGCUGAUAUGCCAUCGGCUAUGGAUAAGCAACCUCAUCAUGGAAUUUCUGCUUAUGGUAGGGAAGCUCCUAUGGGUGUUCAUCCGCAAACAAAUGCACAGUCAGUGCCUUCAAUUGUCACACAGACAACCCAACAAAUGCAGAUUCCAUUAUCUUUUGCUGACGCUGUCAUUGGAACUGCUGGCGCUAGUAUAAGCUACAUUCGUCGUGCUAGUGGGGCUACCGUUACUAUCCAAGAAACGAGGGGAGUCCCUGGGGAAAUGACGGUAGAAAUGAGUGGAACUGCUUCUCAAGUUCAAGCAGCCCAGCAGCUUAUACAGAAUUUUAUGGCCGGUGCUGGAGCUCCAGCGCAGGCUCAAGCUGGGGGUUCGGCAGACCAAGGGUACAACUCUUACACUCAAGGUUCAGUCUAUGCAUCACCCCCUGCCGCAAACCCAGGUCAUGCAAGUCAUGCUGGAGGCUAUGGCUCUGUCUACAGUACGAAUUAUGGGUACUAAGCCUUUGUACGUUGUAAAAUUCUCCCCAACUUGGCGUGGUUGCGGCGAAAUGGCAUUGGUCACUCAAAACCUCCAUCAUUAGUAAGCUUUGCAUCAUGUAGCCUCCUUUUAAAUAGAUUCUACCUGAAAACUUUUUGAACCAUUCUGCAUUAGUAGCCUAUUUGUAUGAUUUAGCGAAAUCUGUCUCUCUGAAAUUUUAGCACCAAGUUUUUUUUUUUUACUUAUAAGAUGUGAUGAACGGACAUUUUAAGAGGAGCUGCUACACUGUCGCACCCUAAAAAUUGGAGGAGAAUGAGAUUAUAGUA